This is a messenger RNA of Grammomys surdaster, 5295 nucleotides long. RefSeq names its product serine/threonine kinase 4 (gene Stk4). Lineage: Eukaryota; Metazoa; Chordata; Mammalia; Rodentia; Muridae. Gene Ontology annotation, biological process: protein tetramerization; regulation of MAPK cascade; intracellular signal transduction. The record is from RefSeq and is a predicted model, not a curated record. Gene Ontology annotation, cellular component: cytoplasm. The coding region runs from base 52 to 1515 and encodes 487 amino acids. The transcript has 11 exons. Gene Ontology annotation, molecular function: protein serine/threonine kinase activity; ATP binding.
GCUCCCGGAGGAUGGAGCAUUGAGGCAGUCUGGGUGGCUGCCGGCAGCGCCAUGGAGACCGUGCAGCUGAGGAACCCGCCGCGCAGGCAGCUGAAAAAGUUGGAUGAAGAUAGCUUAACUAAACAGCCAGAAGAAGUGUUCGACGUCUUAGAGAAGCUUGGAGAAGGGUCUUAUGGCAGUGUGUACAAGGCUAUUCAUAAGGAGACUGGCCAGAUUGUUGCUAUCAAGCAAGUGCCUGUGGAAUCGGACCUGCAGGAGAUAAUCAAAGAAAUCUCCAUAAUGCAGCAGUGUGACAGCCCUCAUGUAGUCAAAUAUUAUGGCAGCUACUUUAAGAACACAGACCUGUGGAUUGUGAUGGAGUACUGUGGGGCUGGCUCUGUAUCUGAUAUCAUUCGGCUACGAAACAAGACGUUAACAGAAGAUGAAAUAGCUACAAUAUUACAAUCAACUCUUAAGGGACUAGAAUACCUCCAUUUUAUGAGAAAAAUACACCGAGAUAUCAAGGCCGGAAAUAUUUUGCUAAACACAGAAGGUCACGCAAAGCUUGCAGACUUUGGAGUCGCAGGUCAACUUACAGAUACCAUGGCAAAGAGGAAUACAGUGAUAGGAACGCCAUUUUGGAUGGCUCCUGAAGUUAUCCAGGAGAUUGGGUACAACUGCGUGGCAGACAUCUGGUCUCUGGGAAUAACUGCCAUAGAAAUGGCUGAAGGAAAGCCCCCGUAUGCUGAUAUCCAUCCAAUGAGGGCAAUAUUCAUGAUUCCUACUAACCCUCCCCCCACAUUCCGUAAGCCAGAGCUGUGGUCGGACAACUUCAUGGAUUUUGUGAAGCAGUGUCUGGUAAAAAGCCCGGAGCAGAGAGCCACGGCCACCCAGCUCCUACAGCACCCAUUUGUUAAGAGUGCCAAAGGAGUGUCGAUACUGCGAGACUUAAUUAACGAAGCCAUGGACGUGAAACUGAAGCGCCAGGAAGCCCAGCAGCGGGAAGUGGACCAGGACGACGACGAGAACUCAGAGGAGGAUGAAAUGGAUUCUGGCACGAUGGUUAGAGCCACCGGUGAUGACAUGGGCACUGUCCGAGUAGCCAGCACGAUGAGUGGCGGAGCCAGUACUAUGAUUGAGCACGGCGACACAUUGCCGUCCCAGCUGGGCACCAUGGUGAUCAACACGGAGGACGAGGAAGAGGAAGGAACCAUGAAAAGAAGAGAUGAGACCAUGCAGCCUGCAAAACCAUCUUUCCUUGAAUACUUUGAACAAAAAGAAAAGGAAAAUCAGAUCAACAGCUUUGGCAAGAACGUAUCUGGCUCUCUGAAGAAUUCUUCAGAUUGGAAAAUACCUCAGGAUGGAGACUAUGAGUUUCUUAAGAGCUGGACUGUGGAGGACCUGCAGAAGAGGCUCUUGGCCCUCGACCCCAUGAUGGAACAGGAGAUGGAAGAGAUCCGGCAGAAAUACCGGUCCAAGCGGCAGCCGAUCCUGGAUGCCAUUGAAGCCAAGAAGAGGAGGCAACAGAACUUCUGAUAACACCAGCCUGGACUUGGGUGGCUUCUGGGUUGCUAAACUCAUGUCUGUUAGCCAGCACUUCUGCUCUGUCAUUUAUCCACAGCACCUUUGUGAACUCAGGAAUGUGCGCCAGUGGGAAGGGCUACUUGACAGUCAUUGUGCCAUUUGGCGUGUGUGUUUACACCGGCAAGGUGUAUCUUGAAGGGUUUGUAAUGGUGCUUUUAACUCAGAAUUGUAGACUCCAGGAGCAGAGACUCCUAGUUCAUUGAUAGCUGGGAAAUUUUUUACAUUGUUUCUUUUUGUUUUCCUCCUAGUAAUAGCUUUUGGUUGCUCGCCCUGGAAGACUUUUUAAAAAAAUCUAUAAAUAUGCAUAUAUAUAUAUAUAUAAAUUAUAAAUAGAUUCCCCACUCUGUGGUGGUGUCUCUGUACAGGUACAGUUUCAAACACUUUGCCUCUUUCCUGUGAGAUUAUGGUACUGUGCAGCAAGAGAGCAGAAGACACUGGGAGGCUCUGAGGAGGCCACUGAAUCCCAGGAGUCACUUUCACCCGUUGCAGGGCUGCAUGAAAAAAUUAGCCUUGGGAUGGUUGUGCCACCACAGUGACAAGCCUCACAUGGUCACCACUGGCCUCUGAAGCUGUCGGUGAUGCCAGGAAAAAACCUGGAGAACUUGAGUUUUCUCUUUUCCCAGGAGAAGCCUGGCACCUUCUUUGCAAAGUAGCCUUUGCUGUCCCAAUGCCUUUUGAUCUAUCUCCACCCUCCCAGCUGCCUAAAGUCACAUCCCAGAUACUGCCCAGUGCCUUAAGAGGAGAGACAUCUGUGAAAGGACCAGCUACCAAGAGCUCUCUCCAGCAAACAGGGCCCUAUCCAGCCAGAAAAUCUCACUGUUUAUGGGAAAAAUCACACAUGACAUUCUGCUCUUCAUUUCUUAGAUACAGGGUAAAGGGCGCUGCUCUCAUGGUCCACAUCCAAGUACGUGAUUGAUUGUUCAUGGUCCACAUCCAAGUACGUGACUGAUUGUUUAUGUUUUCUUCACUGUGGAGCCUCUGGCCAGGGUAAAUUAGUGCCGGACCAAGGCUCACUCCCAGAAGACUUAGUCGGACCCAGAAUGGCAGAGCUGGAAGGGGUUGUCACAGUCAGUGGGUCUGACCUUGUAUUGUCCAGGUGGGAAAGUGAGACUCAGAGGAGAGGUGACAUUGCCAUUGCCACAGAUCAAGUUAGAUUAGAAGGGGGAUUGGAUUCAGAGCCUUUGUCCUGGGCCACUGGACCCAGAGCCUCUUCACUGAGAGCAUGUGGCUGCCAGUGUAUAUCAGGUUGGCCCGGGGACCCCGGGUCUUCCCUUGCCUCUUUGGUACCUAAGCUGCUAUGGAAAGGUCCACCAGAGGAGCCAUGUCAUUCAGACUCAGCAUGCCAGUGGGUUCCUUACACUGUCUCCCAGAUACAGACAGGCACUCAUGGAAGGCCUACAGUGGGGUAGAGGGCUUUGCAAAAGACAGGUACAGAGUCAUCCCUGCACCUUUGGCUCAAAACUGCAGUCAGAAGGAACUGGGAAGACAGUUACCCUUUUAUUUCUUCGCAUUUCAUCCCUCUGAUGGGAACCCUGAUGAGGUUGCACCUGAGGAUACUGAAAUUCGACUCCGCAAUUGCUUUUGCUCCCUAACCUGAGAGUCGAUAAAAAGGCAGAGGACGUUCUUUUCUGUGACCAGAUCCUGUUCUUUGCAGUUAAAGCAAGCUUUAAAGAAAUGCAAGAGGUAGCUGGUCUGCAGGCCUUGGCCAGCAAAGUAACUGUGACAGAGAAUUAGAGGACAAUUCAUGGAUCUUGCUGGGAUGAUGAAUGGCUGCUAGCAUGUCCUGGGUAGCACAUGUCAGGUGCUGAGCUAGGUGUACUACAGGUUUUAUUGUAAUCCCCUGGGCUUAUUAUUUUUCAUAUGAUGAUUCCUUCCCACAACACUGUGGAUCUGGAUGCAUGACAUCCUAUGGGGCUAGUAGUCACAGAAACAGGAAAGUCCUGAACGCUUAGAAUGAAGUGACCAUAGCUUCUCACCAAGACUUAAAGUCUAAGUGGUGUUAUUUUUUUUUUUUUUCAUUUUAAGGUUAGAAACCAGGUGAAUGAAUAGUCAAAUCCCCAAGUAAAGAAAGUUUUUAAAAACCCAGAGUAGAGAGCUUGCCAUAACAUUUGCUGUGCUGCUUAAUAGCCCAGCCCUGAGCGCUUUCCGCUUGAAGGAGAAGGCUUUGGGCUUUGCCAGACAGAAGGAAAAAGCCCCUGGCUCCCUUCUAAAGCAAGAUGGGAGUACAGGAAAAGCGUUUUUCCUGUGACUAUUGAGCUGUGAACCUCAGUCUGGAGUCUCUUUGGUCACAAGCAUGUCUGCACGGCACAGCUUGGUCCACAGGUGCUCAGCCGUCCGGCUCAACAGCUGUUUGCCAGAAGCCAGUUGUUUUGGAUUCUAGCGAGGCCUACGUGUUGUUCGGUGACGGGAGCAAACCGUCCUUUCCUUGAGGACCAGCCAAAUCCUAAGAAUCGUGUUUCACUUCUCUGGAGCUUGAGCAUUUGUGGCUCUGGCUUGCAGUGGACUCUGGCUGGGCUCUCUGCUUCCAAGGUACCGAGGCCCACACCUAAAUUCUUUUCAACAAACAAACAGAACCUCAUACUCUUUAAAAAUAUUGUAGUUUUGCUCCCAUUCAUAAAUUUGAAGCACAUAUCCACUUUUAUUUCCUUUAUAUAUUUUUUUAUUUUAUAUAAGAUUUUUAUUUUAUAUAAGAUUUUAUAUUCCCCAGUAGAUUGGACAAGAAUUUGACUAACUGGGAGUGAGAAAGGUUGUUGGGGGUGCAGAUGAGUGGGAGCAGGGACCUGAAGCCUUAGGAGCUGAGUCUUGAGUCUCUUACACUGAGUAGCACCUGGCACUGCCAGAAACUCUUUUUACCAUUUAAACCUCAAUACCCCCGUCUAGUGUCAGGAGUGGGAGAGAUGACAUCACUGUAGACCCUGCAGAUACUCGGAAACUAAAAGCAGAAUAUCAUGAACAGCUUCAUGCUAAUAAAUUCACCAGCUUCAGUGAAAUGGGCAGACACCCAGAAAAUUACAAAGGAACUAAGCUUACUCAGAGACAAAAUGGGCAAUCGCAACAGCCCCCAGCCCCUGUUCUGCCAGAACUUGGUAGCUCUGAGAGACAUGGUUAGCUCUUCAUUUAAAGGACCAGGAACCUGACACUCUGUAGCAACUGUUCCUCAAGGUCACCAGAGUGUGACAGAGUCUGAUUCUUACUCCACUGGCCCUCCCAGCAUACCUCUUGGUCUCUAAAGAUUGCUGUCCUUUUUUUUGGGGGGGAGGAAGUCUUUCCCGUUCAGACCACACCCCUCAUCCUCCUCACCCUUUUUAAAGCACUGUGUUUGUGUUUUUAUUAGGAUUACAUGCAUUGUCUUUGGAAUCUGUGUUCUUUGUGUUUAGGGGGGAGGUCUCUUCCACCAGCCUGCACUCAGACCAACUUGGAGAGAAAAAAAAAUCUUAAAUGCUGUUGCUGAUGUACAAUUUAAAAAAAAUGUGAAGUUUGUAGCUUUAAUCUUUUGUAACAAAAACUAAUUAACACUGGCUUAAGUGCUGACUUGAAAUGCUAUUUUGUAAGGUUUGGCUGUAAAUAGUAGAGGUCAGCUGUUUGUAUAUGUGUGAGACAUAGCUUCUUCCACUGCCCUUCGUUUUUAACUGGAGGUUCUUCCUGUGUGCUUUUAUGUUAGAGUCGCCCCCUCCUCAUUUCUCCCCCACCACCUGUCACCCUUGUGUUAAAUAAACUGUCCUUUAGACCACA